GACGUGCCCGGAGUGGGGAAGCGGAGCGAUUCGGGGGGCGAGCCUGCCCGAAAUGUGGGGAGCGCCGGCUGCCCCGCGGGGCCACCCCGCUCCCCCCGGGCUGCUGCCGCUGACCUGGCUGCUGGCGCUGCACGCAGGUCUGCUGGCAGGGGUGAACAUCACCAGCCCCACGCCGCUGGUGCGGGGCACGGCGGGCAAGGCGGCGCUGCUGUCGGUGCGCUACGCCAGCGCCAGCGCCGACAAGCCCGUGGUCAAGUGGCAGCUGAAGAGGGACAAACCCGUCACCGUGGUCCAGUCCAUCGGCACCGAGAUCAUCGGCAACCUGCGGCCCGACUACCGCGACCGCAUCCGCGUGCUGGAGAACGGCUCGCUGCUCAUCAGCCCCCUGCAGCUGGCCGACGAGGGCGCCUACGAGGUGGAGGUGUCCAUCACCGACGACACCUUCACCGGCGAGAAGACCAUCAACCUCACCGUGGACAUUCCCGUCUCAAAGCCACAAGUACUGGUGGCCUCCUCAACAGUGCUGGAGCUCAGCGAGUUCUUCACCCUCAACUGCUCGCACGAGAAUGGCACCAAGCCCACCUACACCUGGCUGAAGGACGGGCGGCCGCUGAGCAACGAUUCGCGCCUGCUCCUCUCCCCUGACCAGAAGAUCCUCACCAUCACCCGUGUCCUCAUGGCUGACGAUGAUGUCUACAGCUGCCUGGUGGAGAACCCCAUCAGCCAUGGCCGCAGUGUCCCCGUGAAGCUCACUGUUUACCGCCGGAGCUCUCUCUACAUCAUCCUGUCCACGGGCGGCAUCUUCCUUCUUGUCACGCUGGUGACAGUUUGUGCCUGCUGGAAACCCUCCAAGAAGGAGAAGCGACAAGCAGAGACACAACCAACCUCUGACUACGCCGAGCAGGACGAGGAGCGCCUGAAGCACGAGGGUGAGUGCAGCCUGGUGUGGCAGUCGUGGGCCAAGGGACACCAAUGCUCCGGGCAUGGGGGGGACACCAAUGCUCCUGGCAUGGUGAGCAGCACCUUCCCUUCCUUCCGCACAGCCGAGGGCAUCCCACGGAGCGGCGAGCACGAGCGCAAGAACCCGGUGGCAUUGUACAUCCUUAAAGACAAGGACUCUCCGGAGGCCGAGGAGGAUUCGCUGCCCGAGCCCCGCGGCACGGUGGAGCCCGGCUACAGCAGCUCGCCCGUGCCCGCCGCCGGCCGCUCGCCGGGCCCCGUGGGGCGCUCCGCCCGCCGCUACCACCGCUCGCCGGCCCGCUCGCCCGCCUCGACGCGGACGCACCGCUCCCCGCCGGGCUCCCCGGCGCGCUCCCGCGGCGCCCCGCGGCUGCUGCGGACUGCGGGCGUGCACGUCAUCCGCGAGCAGGAGGAGGCCAACGCCGUGGAGAUCAGCGCCUGAGCAGCGGACU
This is a messenger RNA of Melospiza georgiana, 1412 nucleotides long. It is a transcript of the gene HEPACAM, whose product is annotated as hepatic and glial cell adhesion molecule. The coding region runs from base 53 to 1402 and encodes 449 amino acids. The transcript is spliced from 6 exons. The record is from RefSeq and is a predicted model, not a curated record. NCBI's taxonomy places the organism in Eukaryota, Metazoa, Chordata, Aves, Passeriformes, Passerellidae.